Molecule: messenger RNA, 1047 nt
Organism: Gossypium raimondii (Peruvian cotton)
Lineage: Eukaryota; Viridiplantae; Streptophyta; Magnoliopsida; Malvales; Malvaceae
Product: octanoyltransferase LIP2, mitochondrial
Exons: 2
Coding region: 247-954 (235 amino acids)
Biological process (GO): protein lipoylation
Cellular component (GO): mitochondrion
Molecular function (GO): lipoyl(octanoyl) transferase activity
Source: RefSeq, a predicted model, not a curated record
UCUAUCUUUUUUGUUGAGAUUGGGUUAGCUUUUUAGAUUGUUUUCUUCUUCUUCACCGUCUCUUUUUCUCUCAAAAUUCUCUUUUUUCUGCCCCAAUUUCUGGUAAGCAUAGUAACAUAAUUGGUGAGGGACUGAGGGCAAAACAAAGCAACGCACCUCAAUCCUAUAAUACAAUAAUGCAGCGUGGGGAAAGAGGAAAUGAUUUCUGAGAGCUGGCUGCCAUUUUGCAUAUCUAAUUAGUGGGAAAUGAGAGGUCCGGGUAAACUUGAGGUGUGGAAGAUGGGCUUUGUCAAUUACUUGGAUGCACUUAAGCUGCAGGAGAAGCUGGUAUCUGAUAGAAAAUUAUGUAGGAUACCUGAUACUCUUCUGUCCCUGCAACAUCCACCGAUUUAUACCCUUGGAAAGCGGCGAACCGAUCACAAUUUGUUAUUACCUGUGUCUGAAUUGAAAAAUAUAGGAGCUGAGCUUCAUUAUACGCAAAGGGGAGGAGACAUUACAUUUCAUGGUCCCCAUCAAGCCAUCCUAUAUCCUAUUAUUUCACUUCGUGAAAUUGGGAUUGGCGCUAGGAAUUAUGUGGAGAAACUUGAGUCAACUAUGAUUGAAUUAUCAUCCUUGUAUGGCGUGAAAGCUUGUGCUGGCCAAAAGGGUGAGACAGGAGUUUGGGUUGGAGAAAGAAAGAUUGGUGCAAUUGGUGUCCGGAUAUCAUAUGGAAUAACCUCUCAUGGGCUGGCAUACAACAUUGAUCCUGAUUUGAAGUAUUUUAAACAUAUUGUGCCUUGUGGAAUUACUGAUAAAGAAGUUACAUCUUUGAGAAGGGAGACAGCCACUGUGCUUCCGGCGGAAGAAGUCAUUCAAGAGCAGUUAAUUUCUUGUUUUGCAAGACUUUUUGGUUAUAGCACUGUCACGUGGAAGGAGAAUCCUUCAAUAUUUUCUGAUCAUGAAAGCAUAGAUUGAGUUCCAACUAAUAUUAUGUCAAAUGAUUUGACUAUGUGACCUUUGAUUUAAUCAUUCAUGGAGGAAAUAGAAUCAAAUUUGCUGAGUUUAUUA